GACACAACCUUCUUUCUAAGAGUUUAAAAUAAGACCCAGAAAUUCCCAUUUUAACAAACAAACUGGGAGCUUAAAAUGCCAUCAUCAGUUACCGAGACUCACAGAGAAAAUGCUGAGAUUUACCGUGGAGAAGAUCUUUGCAAGCAAAAAUUUUUGGAGCUGCUUGAGGAAAUAUCUUUGCCCAAGGGCAUCGUACCUGUUGAAAUAAUAGAGUUCUGUCGAAAUCGAUCAACUGGGCUUGUGUGGAUGAAGCUGAAGAACAAGAAAGAGCACAAAUUUAAGCGGAUUAAUAAGGUAGUAUCGUACGAUAGAGAGAUCACCUUUUUUAUAGACAGUGGCGGUAUUAAGAAACUCACAGGAAUCAAGUGCAAGGAGUUGUUUAUUUGGAUCACCAUUUCCGGCAUGUUUAUCGAAGAUCCUUCCUCUGGAAAGAUUUCCUUUACUAUUCCCAGUGGCUUGAAAGCCCAUUUCCCUAUUUCGGCCUUUGAGUUGGAAGAAGACGACAACAGAAAAUAGGAAGAAUCGAUCAAAACAUGUAAACUUAAGAUUCUUAUGAUGUUGUGGGUUUGGUUUACUUGUAGUUGCUAAAAGUUCCUAAGAAGUUUCUAGGAUUGCUGGAGUAUAUUUUUGCUCCAUGUCAAACCAUAGAUGAUGAAGCAUUUAUAUUUUGUUUUUAUUAAUUCUAAUGCUUACAGAUAAUGAAACCUGGUUUUGCAGAUCCACAA
Molecule: messenger RNA, 725 nt
Organism: Gossypium arboreum
Lineage: Eukaryota; Viridiplantae; Streptophyta; Magnoliopsida; Malvales; Malvaceae
Exons: 1
Coding region: 76-516 (146 amino acids)
Source: RefSeq, a predicted model, not a curated record